This is a messenger RNA of Symbiodinium pilosum, 963 nucleotides long. NCBI's taxonomy places the organism in Eukaryota, Dinophyceae, Suessiales, Symbiodiniaceae. The record is from the annotation of a GenBank genome assembly.
AUGGCAACCAGUGCGCCGCUUCUGGCCAAGGAGGGCAAGGCGUGCUAUCAACUUCCGGGCCACUCCAAGGCCUCGAUUUUCUACGGCGCAGAUGAGUACCUUGAGGAGCUGAAGCGAAAGUACGAAACUGGAGAGGGGGACCCCAAUGCAGCAGGUGUUGCCCCGAGCAACGACAAGAUGCUUUCGGUCCAGAAGAACAACGAGAACCGGAGCCUGAAGACCAACCGGCUGUUCCCCACUCCGAACAAGCCAGACCCCAUGCCGCAGAAUCUGGCAUUCCUCUUCACCAAGAUUACUCCAGAACAGAGCUGUCGUGAAGACACCUCCACGUUGGGGGCAGCGGGCCUUGACACUGGUCAAGGUGCAGAGCUCUUCCUCUUCCUUGAGGCAUUCGGCGGGUCUUCCGAUGGCUUUGGCGAAGAUGGUGCUGUGGGUGGAGACGUCUUUGGCGUCGUCUCCCCCUACAACGACGACGGCUAUGUGGCCGCACUCAUGCUUGGGGCCCUGGAGUGCGACACAAGCGCUGCCUGGGUUGGCGUGCGCUUGCUAACCAUGUUCUUCUUGACUGCGCUGCAUUUGGUGCGCGCAUGGCAGGAAACAGACGACUUAGAUGGGCGAGAACUCGGCCUGUUAGUCUUCGCCCGCGCCGGCGCCAUGGCUUUGCAGGUACUCGUGAUCGCGAUGGUGAUGGCCUUCGCCGCCAUGGAGGUGGCUGCUGCCAUUUUGGUGGCUUGCUGGUUGGAUGGCUGGCUCUGCUGCUCGUCUCGUGCAUCGGUGGGCGGCUGGCUGGUCGUGGCUUUGAGGUUGGGGUCGCCUUUGGCGGCCAUCAGUCCCUUUGCAAUUUUGACGAUUUUGUGCUCAACGAUGUGCCUUGGAGAGUUACCCAAGACAUUUUUGUCCGCGAGCUUUAUUGUUUUGGUGGUGCCCAUGGCGCUGAUUUCCAGUGUGGCAGUGCUUCGGUGA